Molecule: messenger RNA, 2008 nt
Organism: Onychomys torridus (southern grasshopper mouse)
Lineage: Eukaryota; Metazoa; Chordata; Mammalia; Rodentia; Cricetidae
Gene: Psapl1
Product: prosaposin like 1
Exons: 1
Coding region: 12-1586 (524 amino acids)
Biological process (GO): sphingolipid metabolic process
Cellular component (GO): lysosome
Source: RefSeq, a predicted model, not a curated record
CCACAGGCAGUAUGCUGUGUGCUCUGAUUCUCUUGUCUGGUCUCCUGGGGGCCGCUAAGGCCAGCCCCAUCAUGGGCCCCCGGGAGUGUGCCAAGGGCUCUGAGGUGUGGUGUCAAGACCUGCAGUCAGCUGCGAAGUGUCAGGCCGUGAGGUACUGCCAGAGUGCUGUCUGGAGCAAGCCUAUAGUCAGGUCCCUGCCCUGCAGUGUGUGCCAGGAUGUGGCAGCCGCUGCUGGUAAUGGGAUGAACCCACAUGCUACAGAGUCGGACAUUUUGGGAUCGAUAACGAAGACCUGUGAGUGGCUUCCAAGCCCGGAAUCAUCAGCUAAGUGCAAGCAGAUGGUGGACAACCACAGCCCAGCUGUCCUGGGCAUGCUCAGUGGAACCCCAGGCACUGCCGUGGCUCCGGUAUGCACGGCGCUCACCCUUUGUGAGCCACUACAGAGGCACCUAGCCAUUGCCACCUCAGAGAGACCACUGACGCAGGAGGAUAUAACUGAAGUGAUGGCUCCAUUCUUGUCCAACGGGGCCCUCAGCUUCCACCCAUCACAGAUGCCUGGGGAUGCUGUAUGCCAAGAUUGUAUGCAGCUGAUCUCCACGCUCCAGAGUGCUCUAGAGUCUAACUUGACCUUGGCAGAGGUAACUUUCCAGGAUCAGUGUGCAUCCCUGGGUCCUGGUCUGGCUGCCCUCUGCAAGAACUACAUCCAACAGCAAUUCAUCCCCGCCAAGCAAACGCUGCAGAUUCUCCCCUCACAGGAGGUCUGUAGGAAAGGGGGCUUCUGUGAGGAGCAGAGAAAGCCUGCCCACCGGCUGGCUCAAGUGGCCGCUGUGGAUGGAAUCCCUUCUCUGGAAAUGGAGCUGCCCAAGAGGAAUGAGAUGCAGAUGCAGCUGGGCCUGACCUGCGAUGUGUGCUUGAAUGUGAUCCAGGAGAUGGACAAAUGGCUCAUGACCAACAGCACAGAAGCCCUCAUCACCCACACUCUGGAGCGAGUGUGUUCCAUAAUGCCCGAAACUCUGGUCCAGCAGUGCAUCACUCUGGUGGAGGCCUACAGUCCCAACCUGGUUCAGCUUGUGACCAGAGUCACCCCAGAGAAAGUGUGUGAGACCAUCAGGCUGUGUAACAGCAGAAGGCAGGCCAGGUCCAUCUCCAGGGCCGAGGCAACCACACCAUCCCUACUGGUGGAUGAAGAAAACCAGGGCAGCUUCUGCCAUGGGUGCAAAAGGAUACUCGGCGUAUCUUCCCAGAAUCUGGACCGCAAGAGCACCAAGCGGGACAUCCUGAACGCCUUCAAAGGCGGCUGCCGAAUCCUGCCACUGCCUUAUGUACUGCAGUGCAACCGUUUUGUAGCAGAGUAUGAACCCGUACUCAUAGAGAGCCUCAGGCUCAUGAUGGACCCCACGGACCUAUGCAGGAAGAUGGGGGCCUGCCACAGCCCCAAGGUUCCACUUCUAGGCACAGAUCAGUGUGUCUUAGGCCCCAGCUUUUGGUGCAAGAGCCCAGAGGCCGCUGAGAUGUGUGAUGCCCUGGAGCACUGCCAGCGCCUUGUGUGGAAGAAGCCGGCCUCCGAAGCCAAAGAGCAGCCAUGACUGCGGCCACCAGCACCUAAAGCCUGCCAGGGCUGAUCCCACCUGCAGGCUUCUACCUCCCAAGGGGACCCUAUGAGGUGGGUGCUAUCCCACCCCCAUAUCCUAGAUGAAAAACUGAGGCUCUGGGGAGGGAGCUGGGGCUGAGCAGAGCUGACAUUCAAAAGCCGUGCUCUCCUGAUGCUGGACAGCUUCACCUUUCUGUCUCUACCCCUAUCACUGUCACCCCUGCUACAAACAGGAAGUCCUCACCCCUGCCCCAGUAAGCCACCCUCUCCUACCCUGCUGUGAUGCUGAUGGCUUGGAGGAACCUGUCAGAGGCCUCCCAUGCAGGGUGACCCCCCAGCUGUGAGCCAAAGUAGUGGCAGAGGGAAGGGUAGAGGGGACUACCACUAGUCAGGCCAAUGACUUAUCAAUGGCUUGGG